This is a messenger RNA of Diaporthe amygdali, 3456 nucleotides long. RefSeq lists its product as uncharacterized. Bases 1 to 3456 code for a protein of 1151 amino acids. The record is from RefSeq and is a predicted model, not a curated record. Lineage: Eukaryota; Fungi; Ascomycota; Sordariomycetes; Diaporthales; Diaporthaceae. The transcript has 7 exons.
AUGGAGGCUUAUUUCGCAAGCCCCCAGCAUGAAUGGUGGCCACGGCCAUCUGACGGUCGCUUGGUCCCGCUGGUGCUGCAGACCAACGAUGAGCCGCAUCUGUUACCCGAGACACCACGAUGGACCCGGAUAGGCAAGAUCCUGCCGCGGGUAUCGCCGAUUCUCCUAAUCUCAUACUGGGCUGGAUCUUCCUUGUUCGUGCCCGGCACGCGGAAGUACCGCAUCAACAUCAGAUCCCUGGCCUUUACCGCCAUCAAGCUGCUCAUCGCAUGGCCCCUACUUUGUAUAUUGAUGUUCUGGAUAGGGUAUCAUGGGUUUCCGUACUUCGAUCUUAUCAACGCCCAGCAAUUUGGGACAAUGGACUCUAUUUCGCGAUACGACACGGUCCGUGUCCUUCAAAGCGAGGAUGCGGACUCAAAGCACGAUCUUUCCGAUCAGGCUGGCUCAACACAGGGAAUCCGUUCAACUUCAGCACCUUCUGAAGCAGGCAGCGAAAUUGGAUCCUCGCAGCAAUAUCAGGACAAUAUUCGACUGACUGAGGCGUCCACGUCGUCCGCUGUGCUCGGCAUGACAUCAGAUGCAGCAAGAGCCGACGAACACGACAUUCCCGCUUCAGUUCGCCCGAGAUAUCUCUGCUUCAUCAAAGAUUAUGAGACGGGUACCUACGAGACUGUAAAGGUGACAGACUAUCUCAAGCAAAAUGGAGACGAUGUCGACCUCGAGUUUGUCUUUGUCUCGUACACGCGCAUGCAGUUUCGAGUUGCAACCGAGGAGGAGAUUGUCAAGUUCCCAUAUCCCGAUGAAGCCACCCGAAAAGCAAACAGGGAGCUGGCGCGGACAGACCGAGAGAUGCUUGCACGAUGGGGUAUGGACGCGGCUAAUAAGGUUGGAAAGAGAGCUUUCUGGCUCGACUUCGAAUGCGUUCGCAACGACGACGGCAUCGCCAGGUCCACCAGCAGCAGUGAGGACGUCUACCGCAUCUGCGACAUUGUCCGAGCCGCGCAUUCAAUGAUUAUAGCCAUUGGGCCCACGACGAAUGACAAAGUGGCAUCCAUUCUUGCUGGAGAAGAAUCUCCCCCGUACAGCCGCGAGUACGUGACACCAUGGCUACGGCAGUGGGGCUCGCGUCUGUGGACUCUGCCAGAGCUUCUCCUAUGCCCCGGGGAAUACAGGAUCCGCCUCUAUGUGGUCGGAGAUCCCUCUGAGCCCAAGGCCAUGGCGAAGCGAAACUUCGCCGAGCGAGCCUGGGAUGAUGCCGAAGCAGUCAAAGAGCUCGUUAACCAUUUUGAGGGAUCAGCCAUUCUCACCUCGCAGCAUCUGAUCGAAGCAGCACUAAACUGCUUCUCCAGGCGGCAAACGGACCAGUUUAGCCAGGGAGACAUCGCCUAUGCGAUCAUGGGUCUGUUCCCGAACCGCCACCGGCCACGAGUGAACAAAAACGACACCGGUUUUCAAGCCUUCGCAAGGCUCUCCCUAGCCAACGACAGCGGAGCAUUCCUGGAGCGCUUGAUCUGCCUUGCGCCGAAGCCGGGUGCCCCGUGGCAUCAGACGGAGGACCGCUGGGGCGUCAAGCUCAGCGACAUUCAUCCGAACAGCAAGGUCUACGGGGUGCUGGCCUCGGACACGAUCCUACUGGAUGGGGUGUUCGGAGCUACCAUCGAGUGGGAGGAACUCCGGCCAGAGCCCGUGAUUGAUCGGAAGUCGGGAAAUUUCCUGAAAUUCUACAUAUCGAUGGCGUUUGCGCUUUGUGUGAUAAUACCGGCCUGGUGCACUUUCUUCUACACCGUCAGUAGCCUCACUGGAUCUCCCUUCACGGCCACCGUCUCUGCACCAAGCUCGGUGGUAUCAAUCAUUCUCGGUUGUGGCCUUUCCUUGAUGGCAAUACUGGCUGGUCUGGCACCUGUAGUGCUGAUCUCAACCCGUGUAAGCCCUAAACAGCCAUACAAGGCUCGCUUGAUCGGAAUUGAGGGUAGGGUAGACGGCGGGACGAUUGAGAAGCAUCUCUGGGGUUUCAACCACGGCAACCUCGUUGACACGACCCCUUCAUCAUACAGUGACGCGGAUGAACCGCACAGAUCAUCUUCGCCGCCGCUAUCUACCGGAGCGAACGAGUCUUCUUUCACACUUGUCGACACCUACUUGAUGACAGUGACGCAUUUUCGUUGCAGCCUGCCGCCAACCACCAUGCUGAUAUUUGGUCAAGAGGCAGGCAUGCAGCGGACUAUUCUCUGUUCGUACAACUGGAGGACACAAACUUUCCAUCGCCAGACGGUUCUCAGAGUCAACCGUCAAGGGCUCGACCAGAUGCACAGGGUCGACAGGAUUCGAUUCUCGCUUGCACCGCACCCGAAAUUUGAUAGCAGUCUGAACAACGGCGUGCCAUUGGGGCUAGAGCGACGACAACCUCCAAUGACAACGCCUACCGGAAUGGAAGUUUCUAAGCGUGGCUGGCGCACUUGGAAGGCAGAGUUCUUGUUCUUUGCGAUAAGCCUCUUCACCGUCAACUUUUGGAACCUUUAUACCCCUCUACCACUAGAUUCUAAUCUUGGACCUCUGCUCGGUGGCCUUUCGUGGGUCGUCUCUCAAGUACUGGGUGUUGGACUGCUAUCGCGUCUGCCACUCAGUCAGGUCUUUGGGCCUGUCCUUGUUGCAAACGUGUUCUUACCAAUACUUCAAAUUGCAGUCCGAGCCGAGCUUAUAUACUAUGUGCUCCACCGAAUUGUCACUGGCGUCUUCACUUUGACGUUGAUCGCUUAUACACUGUACUGGUAUCGGAUCGAGGAGGCGGCCCUUCGAUUUUUAUUCUGGAACCUCAUUACACCAAAGUUCUUUCAACUGCUUGCCACGUACGGGACGCUAUCUUUUGUACUGGCUGGCUACGCCGUUAACUUAAUACUGUUCUAUUACAUUCAAAUUUCCGGGAUAUCGAACCACGUGAUUGGCUCGCCCAUGGAAGUGCAGUGGCUCUCUGCAGAACAGAAAGUCAUGUACUCCAGAAUGGCAGCCGCUCACAGACUCCUGGCCAACACUGGCGGGGCGCUAUGGCGUCAACAACGUUGGCCUCUGGUCAGAUAUGCGCAGCCCUCAGUGGUUUUCAUUGUGUCUUUGUUACACACCAUCUCAACAGGGCUUGUGGUCACGACUUCUACUCGUCCUGAUUCAUGGACAGUUCGCGUUACAUUCGUCCUGCUCCUGCUUGCAAUCUUAGUCGGACUUGUUUCCUGCAGGUUUCCCUCGGCUCCCUUUUUUAUAAUGGUAACCUUUGCAAUAGCCGCAAGUCUCCUACAAAUGUUUGGUCUGUUAGAUGAACAUGCGGGUCUUAUCUUCCGCGUAUUGCUGCAGUCGAAUGCCAUGGUGCCACCACGUCACCUUCUGGGCUUUGCUGUGGGCGUGCGGAAGGUUGAGUACGAGGAGAGUCAGGCUGUCGAGAAAUGGGCAACCAGCGAAUCCUGCUGA